Exophiala xenobiotica is the source of this 1458-nucleotide messenger RNA. RefSeq lists its product as uncharacterized. The transcript has 2 exons. The record is from RefSeq and is a predicted model, not a curated record. Lineage: Eukaryota; Fungi; Ascomycota; Eurotiomycetes; Chaetothyriales; Herpotrichiellaceae. The coding region runs from base 351 to 1211 and encodes 286 amino acids.
AUCAAAGGCCUAUUACUCUUCAUUCCGAUUGCACCAUUACGACUACUGAUGAACCAUCGCCAGUGGCUGAUCUUCAAGCGCGUAUAACUAGCAAACAUCGCUCGUCGCCUAUUGAGACCCCUGCUCUGUGCUUUGGCAGCCUGACUAAUUGAUCUGUGCAUCUUCAGCUUGGUAUCGCUUGCUUAGCGAGGCCUUCAGUUUUUGUUAUAUCAACAAACGACCGCACCUCUCAACUCGACCACCGGGCAUCCUUUCAUCCCGAUAAACUGGCGCCCAGAUCACUUCCACGUCUCCAGCUGACUCAGAAUCAUUUUCUCCUACCAAAACCUCUCCUCCAGUCAACACGUAGGAUGUCUGACCUCGCAGAUCUUGCCUCUAAACUCUUCAAUGCGAAACUUGACUUCCGGCCCAAGAUCGUCCCCACAGCCAAACGAGUCCGCGGCGUCUUGAACGGCAGGUACAUCUUCGACACCACCGACGCCAAACUCGUCUGGGAGCACAAAUACUUUCCUCAGUACUGGAUCCCAAAAUCCGAUUUUUCGGCGACGGCCAAAUUUGAGGACGACAAGCCGGUCUCGGGCAUCCAGUCGUCAACAUCGAAAUUGUCCGUUGAAGGCGGCAAACCCGUCUCGACACUCCUCGUGCCCGACUCGUUCAACUCCGAACUCGCGGGCCACGUCAAGAUCGACUUCAAAGCCCUGGAUGCCUGGUAUGAGGAGCAGGCCCAGGUCCUGUAUCAUCCCAAAGACCCCUAUCACCGCGUGGACAUUUUGCCAUCCGGCCGCAAAGUGCGCGUUGAGAUCGAUGGCGUCUGUCUAGCCGACACAGGCGACGAGGGCGGCGUCAUGUCCUUGUGGGAGACGAAUUUCCCAGGUCGGUGGUACCUGCCUCGCACGGCGAUCAGGUGGGAGUAUCUCACGCCUAGCGAGACGCAUACGGGGUGUCCGUACAAGGGAGAAGCGAGCUAUUACAAUGCCGUCGUGAAUGGGAAGGAGCACAAGGAUGUGGUGUGGUGGUAUAAGAAUCCGACGCUGGAAAGCGGACAGGUCGCGGGCAUGUUAUGCUUCUAUCCGGAUAAGGUCGAUACUUGGGUCGAUGGGAAGCCGAUCGAGAAGAUUGGGAUGCCUGGGCUACCUCCGGGCGCGAAGAAGCAGAAUGAAGAGGAUGUCAAGGUGAAUGGAGGGUCAGGGUCGAAGGGUGGUAGCUGUUGAGAUACUAGUAGGACUGGAGUCGGGCUUGGUUGCUAAACAGGACUCAGACAAUCUAAGUGAGGCACAAGUAUGGGGGGCUUUCGAAGGGAAGGGAUAAGUAUUGGUAUUUAGUGUGUGAAUGCAGUGUUGCUGCGAUUCCAGUGAACUACAUGCCUGUACCUCACACUGAAUGCCUACCUACUAGUAGUGUGACACCCACUCUCUCUGGACAUCACGGGCGACAUUGGCAUUGUAUGGUCAGGAGCAC